Molecule: messenger RNA, 1785 nt
Organism: Diatraea saccharalis (sugarcane borer)
Lineage: Eukaryota; Metazoa; Arthropoda; Insecta; Lepidoptera; Crambidae
Source: the annotation of a GenBank genome assembly
AUGGCUUCCGACAAACCAGUAACGAAUAAACUAAUAAACUCGCCAGAGACCUGCGUGGAUGAUAACUUGCGUGGUUUAGUAGCUGCCAAUCCUCAGCUGCAUUUACACCCUCAGCAUAGAGUAGUCACAGUUCGUUCUAAGAUAAAUAAUGGAAAGGUAGCAGUUAUCGGCGGAGGCGGUUCAGGACACGAGCCUUUCGCAGCAGGAUUCGUCGGUGCAGGCAUGCUGGAUGGAGCGGUCGCGGGAGGCAUCUUCUCAUCACCACCAACUGGAAACGUCUUAUACGCCAUCACAUAUUUAUACAAAUAUAACUCUGGUGGUGUUCUCGUUUUGAUCGGAAAUUAUACUGGAGACAGACUGAAUUUUGGGAAAGCUAUAGAAAAAGCAAAACUGGCUGGGGUUAAGGUAGAAGGUGUAAUAGUAGGUGAAGACGUCGCAUCUAGCCAUAAUAAGACUGGUGGCAGGGGCAUGUGUGCUGAGGUCUAUUUAUUUAAGAUGUGUGGAGCUUUGGCAGCUCAAGGAGCUAGCCUAGAGGAAGUACGAAACUUAGCGGUGGAGUCUAGCCAGUGUAUGGCAACUCUCGGUGUUUGCCUGAGCCCGUGCUCAUUACCAGGACAGCCCCCACUAUUCGAAAUAGCUCAUGGCAUGAUGGAGCUGGGUGCCGGAGUGCAUGGGGAAGCUGGCAUUGCUAAAGUCAAACUCGGCACUGCGAAGGAAGUUGUCAGUCUUAUACUUCAAAAGAUAGUCGAACACCUCAAACUCACGUCUGGCGAUAGAGUAACAGCCAUGGUGAACAAUUUAGGUGCAACAUCAAUACUUGAAAUGAAUAUUAUAAACAAAGAAAUCAAAGAUUUUCUCGUAAACAGGCAGAUAACUUUGGAAAGAAUAUACUCCGGGCACAUGAAGUCUUCACUAGAAAUGCACGGGUUCCAAAUAUGCUUACUGCAUUUGAGCGCGGAACACGGUGAAGGAUGGCUACGUUUGUUGGACACGACCACUCUGGUGCCGUCAUGGCCUGCGUACCCUCUACCUGACUGUGACGAUGCAGAGGGGAGCAUCGGGGAUGAUGACGACUUGACACAACACUCUGAUGCCAAGGGCGCAAACGGUCCUUCACUGUCGUGUUCAGAGCAGACCUUACUACGAGACAGUUUGUGUGCUGCAGCGGAGGCGUUAGCACAAAAUGAAGCACUCCUGAACAGGUUGGACUCGGGCUGCGGUGACGGAGAUUGUGGGACCACUCUCAAGAAAUUUUCACUCGCUAUUCUGGAGUACACAAAGACUGCGUCGAUGGAGUAUCCGUCGAAUGUACUCUGGGAUCUGUCCGAGGUAGCGGAGCGUGACAUGGGUGGAACGUCUGGCGGCAUCUACAGUCUGGGAUUGUCUGCCGCCGCGCAGGCAUACGGCAGUGCAAAAACUAAUGACGCGGCCUCUUGGUUGCUGGCGUUAGACAGCGCCACGCGAGCGAUAUCGAAGUAUGGGGGCGCAGAUCCAGGAGAUAGGACUAUGUUGGACAGUAUUCACGCAGCAGUGGUGGCGUUCAAGGAGCAGUUGUCGUGCGGCGUGUACAGUAUAGCGCGGGCCGCGGCACAGGCUGCAGAACGCGGCGCCGCCGGUACCGCCGGCAUGACCGCCAGGGCGGGCAGAGCGUCGUACGUAUCGAGUGCGUACACUACGGAUGAAGACGCGGGCGCGCGCGGCGCAGCGAUAUGGCUGCAAGCGAUUUUUAACUAUAUCUCUAAAGAAAUAUGAUCGAAUUUCUUUUCAAUAAAGUUUCUUAUACUU